This is a messenger RNA of Musa acuminata AAA Group (dessert banana), 1503 nucleotides long. RefSeq lists its product as uncharacterized. The record is from RefSeq and is a predicted model, not a curated record. The transcript has 4 exons. Lineage: Eukaryota; Viridiplantae; Streptophyta; Magnoliopsida; Zingiberales; Musaceae. Gene Ontology annotation, molecular function: ubiquinone binding. The coding region runs from base 382 to 1179 and encodes 265 amino acids. Gene Ontology annotation, biological process: cellular respiration; ubiquinone biosynthetic process.
CACAAAGCUUGACUCGUCGCGGUCGAACGCGAACCGGUAUAGCGGGUGGUGGAACAGCCUUCGACGGCUCUCCUCCCCGCUCCGCCGCUGCCUCUAACCCGAAAUCCUCCGAAGAAUGGCGAAGGUUCGCCAAGAAGAACCCUAGAGUUCCUCUCAAUCCUCUCACCCGUUUUGAUCCCAGCUCCUUUGAUUGCUGCCAAUCCGACCCGUAAUCCGGCUAUUUCAUCUUUAUAUCGAGUGGUCUAUCAAUUAUUUCCGAGAUCUAGGUCUUGGCCGCCAAGCAGCUGACCAAUUGGAUAAGGAUCGAUAUUUCUGCAUUAAUCCUUUGAUUUAGGGGGAAAGCUGCGAUUUCUGUUGGAGCAGGCCGAAAUUUUCAACAGAAUGCCGCCGAUUCUAUCGUCUCCUAAGGCGAUUGCUAGGCUUCUAUCAGGAAGAAAUCGAUCUCUGGAUCUCAAUGCUCGACUUGGAUUUGUGAGAAGGUACCUUGAUACCCGGAGGAGGUGGGAGAGAUUUGCUCAGAGUCGAUGUUUGGCCAGCUUUGCUCGCUAUGGAAACCCUUGCGCUGGGCAAUUGUUUCGUUCUGCAAAAGACCUCGUUCCCUCCGUCGGUAAUUUGCAUCGCUACGAUCAGGGAAGAUGGUUUCUUGGUUGUGGGGAUGGGGAAGAAGGAUCUCUUCUUUCUAAGAUCUAUGAGGAGCGGCGUGUGAUGGGGUACUCUCCAGAGCAGUUAUUUUCGGUGGUUGAAGCUGUUGACCUGUAUGAAGACUUUGUGCCAUGGUGCCAGCGAUCUACGAUUAUUAAGCGGAAUAGUGAUGGAUCAUUUGAUGCUGAGCUAGAGAUAGGUUUCAAGUUUCUCGUUGAAAGUUAUGUUUCUCAUGUAGAAAUGGAGAAACCAAAGUAUCUUAAGACCACUGCUUCACAAAGCGGGCUUUUUGACCAUUUGAUCAACAUUUGGGAAUUUAAUCCGGGACCAGUUCCUGGAACUUGUGACCUUUAUUUCUUGGUGGAUUUUAAGUUUCAGUCACCACUAUAUCGUCAGGUGGCAUCAAUGUUUUUUAAGGAAGUAGUCUCCCGACUGGUCACUUCUUUCAGUGAUCGUUGUCACAGAAUUUAUGGUCCUGCCAUCCGGGUGCUUGAAACACCUUAUGGGCAAACCACUAAGCCUGGUCAGUCAUCUUGAGCAGGUUAAGUGAUGAAGAGGUCUGCCAAAGGGCAGUGAAUAGUCUUAGGGUAACAUGAUUCGGAGUUAGCUGGCCUAUUUUCAACUGGAACUUCAUGGAUCAGCCUGAUCAACAACAGAAUAUCCAAAUUUUCUCGACACCAUAUUCACCAUUUUUUCUUUCUAUCCUCAAGCCCUGAAAAAUUAUUGUGCAAGGAUUCUUUGUUGGGACAGCACCUGAAUCUUGUAUCUUUACAUAUCAUCUUGAUAAGAGACAUGCAAACAUGAAAUUUAAAUAUUUUUACCUGCAAGCAGCAUUGAUAUUGCAGAGGAGAUUAAACUGCA